This is a messenger RNA of Aphanomyces astaci, 1230 nucleotides long. RefSeq lists its product as hypothetical. The record is from RefSeq and is a predicted model, not a curated record. Bases 188 to 1195 code for a protein of 335 amino acids. The transcript has a single exon. NCBI's taxonomy places the organism in Eukaryota, Oomycota, Saprolegniomycetes, Saprolegniales, Verrucalvaceae. Gene Ontology annotation, molecular function: DNA binding.
GUGGAAAUGGAACAAUAAAUAGGUGGUAAAGGUUGUAGGAGACGGUGUAGUGUGCUUUUUGCCACCACCACAAUACCAUCCCCACCUACUGUAUUACCUCUCAUCCUCCGUCGACGACAAAGAUAUUACUCAACAGAGCAGACGAACACACACGAUAACUGCACCAGCAUUCCUCUAUCCAACUACGAUGAUGCAGCUACAUUUAAAGGAGAUGGUUCACCAAGACAACCUUGUUUUAGCAGGUGGAAUCGUCGGCAAUCACUCGACCAGCAGCAGCACGAUCCGCGUGAAGGCGCCUCCCAACGGCGGGCGAUGGUCCGACCACGAGCACAAACUGUUUCUUCAAGGCAUCGAACUAUACGGCAAGGACUGGCGUCGCAUUGCGCGGCUCGUGCAGACGCGCACGACAGUUCAGACACGCAGUCAUGCCCAGAAGCAUUUCGAUCGUAUGGAAAAAGAGCGACGAGAAGACCGAUUUCUGCUGGCGGAACGGGCCGCGAAAGCUGACUUCAUAGCCCGAAAGGCAUCAUCACCCUCCGUGGACACCUCAUCGGUGAUGACCAAGAAGCGCACUCAAUCUGCACCACCCAAGAAAACGACAUCAAACACCAAACCGCAGUCCUCGGAGUUGCUCAGCAACGUCACGUUCCCGUCGGCGCCGCACCCGCCACUGGCCAUGAUGAAAACCAACUUUGGUCAAACCGCACCUCGAUUUCUGGACGACCACAUGUACCGAUACCUUCACGGAAUCACCACGAAACCGGUCUUGGUCCAUGAAUUGCCGCCUGCACCGACGUUGGAGGAGUUUGGGUUGCCACCCCCCAACCCAAUGGAAUGCAGCGUGUUGGACUACAUUUCGUUUGACGACGAAGACGAAUCUACACGUCCAGACGUGGAAUAUCUGUUUGAAGCGAUGCCAGCCUCUGAUUUUUAUUCGAUUCUGGACGAGGCCAAAGGAGGACCGUCAUCAUCCACGACCAACCACCUUCAUCAGUCAGCCAACGACGAGAGUGUGAACUUUACGAGCGAAGGCACCCCCCUCACCCGGUCCAACACCCCCCACGACCACCCCGUGAUAACGUACGAGCCGUCGAUUUCGCCCGUUCGACAGCAACGGGGGCUCAGUUUCCCCCGCCCGAUUCGAAUCGACGCAACCCACAAUUCGUCUGUCAUGAACAGUAUCUACGUCGAAUAAAUACAUCACAACACGGGGCUAUUUUAUCAUCUGCA